Molecule: messenger RNA, 1716 nt
Organism: Prorocentrum cordatum
Lineage: Eukaryota; Dinophyceae; Prorocentrales; Prorocentraceae
Source: the annotation of a GenBank genome assembly
AUGAGCACAGAGCCGCUGCUCGGGGCGGGCGCGCGGCAGGGGAGCGGCAUCGGAUGCCGCGCCGUCUGGCAUUCUGCUUUGGCGAGCUGGUGGGCAACUACCACUGCCGAGGAGUACUUGUCGUCGCCGGUCAGCCGGCGCUGGCUCUGGAAGUCCUACGCCGUCAUUCCGAUAUUGGGCACGUUGGCGGACGUUGCUUACUGCAAGAUAUUUGGCCAGGACCUUUCAGGGACAUUGGGUCCAUCUGACGCUACCGAGUUCGCUCUGGCGGUCUUGCUCGCGUGCCUUCCGCUGAACACCCCGAGGUCGGAUGUAAUACUGAUGGCCUACAUGAUCUUACAGUUCUGGGUGUCGUUUUUGAGCCCUGGCUUGGGCACGACGAGUGCGCAAUUUGUUUACGGUGGUCUUGUGGUCAAAGUUGUUUUGUGCUUCGCGUUGGGCAUCCACUCGCUCUGCGUAUUUUGUUUCGGCGCCUGCUCGUUAUUGAUGUACUCUUUCUCUUUAGAACAGCAGAUGGAAGACACAGAUGUGCUUUACACAAUGAUUUGCACAGUGGCGUUGAUCACAACUGUGUUCACAGUGUUCGAAUGGGUUAUCGCAUCAUAUUUCAAUGAGCUAAGAGAGCGCCUUAGUUCUAUUCAGAAGUUGCUGGACAAGGCAACUGAUGGAUAUUGUGCAGUGAAUCGACAGACAGGCUGCAUCGCACAUAUGAGUAAGAGUUUGGAACACGUUCUGGGUGAAGGCCUCCUGGGAGCACAGGUCCUAGAGCUGAUAGACGAUCGGGACCGUGCGGAGGUCAAGCGCUUGUAUACAGGUGCCAACCCGGACGCGGCAGAACCAGCACUCGCAACGUUUGCGCGUCGGACGCCGAGCAAGAGACGUGGUGAGGUGGAGUUCGACGCAAAGUUAGUGCCCUACCGCUUCACUGCGUCCGAAGUCCACAUCAGCUUCCAGGUUAUCGGCGAGCUGAGGAUGACCAGAGGCUUGAUGGAUGGGGCCGCAGACGCACGGGAUGCUCGCCCGUCAGGCGCUGGAUCGGAGGAGGAACGACUCCUUGGACUGCAGGAGCAGAACGCGGCCUUGCCAGACCCUGACGGCAUGGCGAGUGCAGAGCCGAGAGACAGGGUCGAGCCCCCGAGGCUGCGGAUCUCCGAGCCCCACAGCAGUCUGCCCGCAUGCUCGGCAGAGGCGUCCGGCACCCUGCAGAUUGCGUUCGACUCUGGGCAUCCGAGCUUCCUCGUCUGCAGCAGCAGCUGCAGCAGGGAGCUGCUGCCUGGCCAGGGGAAGCUCCUGCGCUGGUUCCGACCACAGGCACGGCCGGGCGUCGAGAGGUGGAUCGUCGAUUCGGUCAACCGGGCCACGGGAGACGGGACUUGCCCGGAGCCGAUCGAGAAUUUGGAGCUUAAUUUGCCGCCAGCGCCUGCGCUCAGAGUCACUGCGAAGAGGGCUUAUGUCAUGGUCGAGGAGCUCGAGUCUCUGGACGACGGUACCAUGUCGGUGCCGGCAGUUCUGUGCUUGGUCGGCGUGACGAUCUCGCAGAGGCUAGAUCGCGAAGCAAACGAGCGGCUUUUGUCUGCGAUCCCCGAAGAUGCUCUGACGGUGGCGAACAGCGACAGCGUGUCUCCUUGGGACAGCGUCUCGAAUGUCGCCACAGAAUUCGCAGAGCCCGAGGGCCAGCUAGAUCCCCCAACUCCUGAGGACGGCCCGGCGAUGUAA